AUGGCAGAACCAAAUGAUGCAGAGAAAAAUCACAAAUUAAUAAUUGAUGUUAUCUCAGAUAACAUUAGUGAGACGGCAUAUAAGGACCAGCAAACAACAAUAUUUCAAAUUAAUGAUGAGGUUGAAGUUGCAAGUCAAGUAGAAGGCUAUAUAGGUUCUUACUACCAGGCAACAAUUGUUCAUCCUGUUGGCGCUUAUCAUUACAAAGUCAAAUACAAAACUCUAGUGAAUAAUAAUGAAACGGCGCCACUAGAGGAAUUAGCAAGUGUGUAUGAGGUCCGUCCUAUUCCACCUGAUAUUCCACAUGAAAUGAAAAUCUACGAGAUCGUUGAUGUGUAUGACAAUGAGGGAUGGUGGUUCGGUGUAAUCACUAGGAAAGUUGAACAAAAGUACUAUGUCUAUUUUCCUACUACAGCGGAUACCGUUGCCUAUUCUAUUGAUAAGUUGAGGGUUCAUCAAGAAUGGUCUGAUGGCAACUGGAUAGUUCCUUUACUAGGUUAA
Solanum stenotomum is the source of this 501-nucleotide messenger RNA. Its product is annotated as protein AGENET DOMAIN (AGD)-CONTAINING P1-like. The coding region runs from base 1 to 501 and encodes 166 amino acids. NCBI's taxonomy places the organism in Eukaryota, Viridiplantae, Streptophyta, Magnoliopsida, Solanales, Solanaceae. The record is from RefSeq and is a predicted model, not a curated record. The transcript has a single exon.